ACCACUGCUCAUCUUCCUCAAGAAUGUUGCGCAAGAGUGGUUCCGGAAGCGGUACUGAUGACAUUGCUGCGAUCAGUUCUUGAGGGUUCUCUAUGGGAGGUGAUAACCCGGUAAUCGGUCCUACUGACCAAGUACCACAUGCUGCUCGACGUACCGUUGGACUUAGACCACUCGUCACCACCCUACGCCGAAAGUUGAUGCGGACUGGAAUGUGCUCCGGAGGUGUUGCUGUGUUUCCGGUAUGGAGCUGGGGUGCCGAUCGUGCAAGGACUUCGACACGGCCGCUACUAUAGCGGCCCGCUUUAGUGACCUUAAGACAAACGGUGAGCGUACAGGCUUUAACGGGCUAGUCGGUUGACUCACUGAU
Molecule: messenger RNA, 367 nt
Organism: Laetiporus sulphureus 93-53
Lineage: Eukaryota; Fungi; Basidiomycota; Agaricomycetes; Polyporales; Laetiporaceae
Exons: 2
Source: RefSeq, a predicted model, not a curated record